Messenger RNA from Anopheles funestus (African malaria mosquito), 3168 nucleotides. RefSeq names its product neurofilament medium polypeptide-like. The coding region runs from base 506 to 1783 and encodes 425 amino acids. The record is from RefSeq and is a predicted model, not a curated record. The transcript is spliced from 4 exons. NCBI's taxonomy places the organism in Eukaryota, Metazoa, Arthropoda, Insecta, Diptera, Culicidae.
UUUGACGUAAUGAUUUUUUUUAACGAAUCAUACCAAAUCAGACGCUCUUGGGUUGUUCAUGUCCGUGCGAGUUGUGCGCUAAUUUCCAAGCGAAUUCAAGUGAGAUCUCGUGGUGAAAAGCAAACACAGAAGUCACCAAGUAGCAGUACCUUCGCAUUGUUCAACUUUCUUGUAAAACCGGCGGGCUUUCGAUUGUUGAAUAGGUUCAGAACAAACCCUGUCGCCUUCGGUACCGUUCGCUGGUUCGUGGAAAACCAAGAAAGGCUGCUAUUGUGGUGCAAGUUAUAGCGUUCGAGUUAGUGGUGACGAGACACGACACGACACAGGGGUACCGUGCAUAUAGUCAUUGUUUAUGUGUGUGUGCGCGCGUGUGUGGCGUUAGCUAUACCACUCUUGACAGUGUACUCGAUUUUUUAAGACGGUUCUGUUGAUUUUGCGGAAAUCAGAGCAUUCAGUUUACGCGCGCCGAAGUUACAGCAGCGAAGUAUUACCAACAGAGGUGAAAAUGUCGGAAACCAACGCGGAUCCAACACCAACAGUUGAAAACGACAAUCCGGUUAAGGAGGUUGAGCAGCAGGCUACAGAAACGGCUACGCCGACGAAGCGAACACCUAAACGGAAAGUAAGCUCAUUUACAAAAGAAAGCGAGGAGCUGUUGAAAACGUUUGGCGUUUCGCUGGACAUGGAAGAUGGACGUCGGCGCACUCGUUCAAGCGCACGUGGUGGUACACCGACAACCGCACCCGUUACCCCACCGGCAAAGCGGGCUCGAGGUGCGUCCACACCGAAGGCGGCGGCCGAAGAAUCGAACUCUCCGAACGCUGCCGCUACCACACCGAAGAAACGUGGGUCGCAAGGUGAACGCAAACGGCUGCUGGUUCUGAUAGAUCCGGCAUUACCCAAAGAAUAUACCGAUAGUGUGAAGGAUUCGACGGCCGAAAAUGAUGAAAUGGAUUCCUCGGAGUCAUCAGCAACAACAACUGGUACCGUCGUUGAAAAGGAGGUUGCGGAAAAAACGCAGGAAGCGACAAAAUCAAAGGACACAGAAGACGUGCAUGAAAGCGUGAAAGAAACCGACCUAAAGGAGGAAGAAAAGGUUAAAAACGACGUAAUGACUGACGAGAAACAGGACGUAAUGGACACUGAAGAUGGUACGGCCAGUGUAACAGCACCGGAGCAAGAUGUUGUAGCAAAUGAUACAGAACCAGCUAAAGAACAAUUGAACGACAAGGAAGAGGAACAGACAAAACCAGAUAACGUACAAAGUAAGGAAUGUUUGGAAGAAAACAAACCGGAAGAAGCCAUGGAUGUAGAUGCAGAGCAGGAAAAGCUAGACAAAGUUCCAGCGGAAAGUCAAACAAAUGAAAGUAAAUCCGACGAUACUAAGAAGGUAGAAUUAGUCGAAGCAGUUUGUGAGAGCAAUGGAAACACUACCAACACUACGCCGAAAAAAUCUGCUGAGCCAGAAGCCGUGGUUAAGCCGGAUGCGGUGGAGAAGAUUUGUCUAGAGAACGACAAGCAACAAGCUGCUACUAUCAAACCCGAUUCAACCGUUGUCGAAGAACCAGCUAAACCGACUACAGAGGAAACUCCGCUGGAAGCGAAAGUGGAUGAAAGCAACAACAGCACAAUUCAGGAGGAGAAAGAUACGACACCGGUGAACAAUGUGCCGGAUACUAAGGAAGCGGAAAAAGCAGUAACCCCUAUUGAGGUUGAAACUAAAAUCGUUGCAAGCGAAGCAACACCGACCACUAUAGAGCCGUCACCAACACCAACAGAAUAAUCGGAAUUCGAUUAGAUGUUUUAACUGGAGUUAGUAGCGUAUCGCUAACCGUUUGUUUUAUUGAACUGCUGCAAGUACUGUUGCAGGCACACAAUGGGGUAGGUUUAGCUCUCAGCGUUGAGUCAACAUGUGAUGAGACGGAGAGGAGGGACAAGAAAUGAAAUCAUCUGGUAGUUAGGAAAGAAGAGGGUAGCUUAUGUGCACAAAUCUUAGCAGUUCAGAACUUGAAGGAUUUCUAUCGUUUUCACAAUUAUUUUCAUUUUCUACGUUCGUGCACACAUCAGUUAUGUGUGCCUGAUUCUAGAUUUACCAACUUAUAUUCAUUGAUAAUUUGUUAAAAUUUAAAACAGAAGCGAAACAAUCAAUCGAUAGUAAGUAAAGUUUCCAGUGGGUGAAUUGCACUUCAUCUAUAACGGAAUGCGUUCGUAUUGGUUUAGCAGUUUCGGACAUGUAUCCAAAUCUUGGAUACGACGAUGUGUGGAAUAAAGCAGAAAUAUCACCUUUACAAAUGUUAGAUAUUGCCAUCGUAGGUUAGUGUUCAGCAUCCAUUCGACCGCCUCCUUCCCCCAACCCAUCGCAAAAUUCGCCCGGAAUGUCGCACACCGGAGCUGGAAAAAUACGCAAGCUACAGGGUAGUAGAGAUACUAUAAUAGAUAUAGUAGAUGUUAGCCGGCUGGAUGAUGUUGAGCGUUUUGGUAAAGUAGUGACAUGAUUCUACAGCAAGCAAAAUGAAGGGUAAGGGUAGGGUGAACUUGUGUCGUAGGACGUCUCAAGAUGGUUACCCUGUUACUAUUUUGACAUUUCAUAUUUGCCAAGUUACGUUUGCCCCGUUUGUUUUUAGUAGCGUCUGUACUGUACUAUUAUACCACCGCAAAAAAGGGUGAAGCGUUAAUACAACCUAGUAUAUAUGUGAAAUACGACUAAACACAAAAAAGGGGAGGCAAGUAAAGGGUGGAGACUGUGUGUGCUGUAGGAAGUCUUCGGAAAAUGUACAUUUCAGCUUUAGAAGAUUGCAACAGCGAAUAAUAUUUACAUAACUGUCGCAUUAACAAAAACAAAAACGGAAACUUUUACCUAUAUUCAGGAAUUCCUGAUACACUUAUACAGAACUCUUCCUAGAGUAUCAGAAAAAAAAAACACAACAACAAUUACACACUGUAUGUAAUAUAAAUCGAGUAACGGAGCGCGCGUGCACACGCACUCGAUGAAGCAAGGUACAAAGCGAUUUUUUAAAUGAAAUUUAUACAAUCAAUCGGCGGAUACGACGAUGCGUGCGUGUACGUAUUGAGCGAGAACAAUCUCAUCGGAAAGACGGUAGUAGUACCGCCCAGCGUCCAGUGGAGAGUUUGGCCGAUUUUUUCUAUUAAAAUUUUUGUCGUAUUAAA